AUGGCUCACCUAUGUCCAGAUGGAUGUCAGGCACAUGUACUUUUUCCAGUAUCGUCACUCGAGAAAUUGACUCUGGGACGAUACCAUGCGUCGGAGUUGAGUACUAACCGGAAUCAAAGGCAUACACAUUCUAUAACAUCGAAACGGCAAGUUGACCGUACGAACAACACAUUCAUCAAUGCAAACAUUGACGAGUCUUACUAUUUGGAUCUGCCAGGUGAAUACAAGCGACAGAGUGACUCGGGUCAUACAGUUGGCCGUCACAACAAAUUGCUGAUAUAUCAACAUAUGGUUACCAAAGUCAAGUCGGCAGUUACCAAACUAACAGUCAUGUUGGGAUUGAAAUCUGGUAAAGUCAUAUACUGUGUUAAAUUGGAUACACCAUACUUCAAACCAAACAACAAACAUCGAUUGUAUAGGCAACACCAGGACAUCACAGGACCACUAUGCAGUAUAACUGACAUGCUGUGA
This is a messenger RNA of Batrachochytrium dendrobatidis JAM81, 471 nucleotides long. RefSeq lists its product as uncharacterized. NCBI's taxonomy places the organism in Eukaryota, Fungi, Chytridiomycota, Chytridiomycetes, Rhizophydiales. The coding region runs from base 1 to 471 and encodes 156 amino acids. The transcript is spliced from 3 exons. The record is from RefSeq and is a predicted model, not a curated record.